AUGCCUCAUUUCCUCACCCCUCUCCGCCAACCGGUCAUUGCAGCGCUCGUUAUGCGCUCUUCGUUACUAAGACACCGCACUUUCUCCAAGCCUUGCGCCUAUGGUUGUCACCCUUCCCGAGCAAUCUCAGAUACUUCGGACUCUCGAUAUGAAGACUUCUUUCGCUACACCAGCGGCCGGUGGCUGUGGGACGAGGAUGCGCAACUCUUAGAACGAUACACACGAUUCAACGUACACGAGCUCCAGCGCGUUGCAGCUCGAAGUGUUGGCGCGCAGGACUGUGUCUCUGUGACCAAACUAGCGGAGGGUGGGUUCAACAAGGUCUUCCGGCUCGUCAUGGACAAUGGUUCCGUUGCCAUUGCGCGUAUACCUAAUCCCAAUGCUGGCCCUGCAUUCAAGACAACUGCCUCCGAGGUCGCGACUAUGGAUUUCGUUAGAACAAUCCUUGGAAUCCCUGUUCCAGAGGUCUUCGCUUGGAGCGCGGAAGCCGACAAUCCUGUGGGUGCGGAGUAUAUCGUGAUGGAGGAAGCAGUUGGUACACAGCUCGGGGAGCUCUGGCGCAACAUGGAACUUACUAGCAAGGUUCAAAUAGUUAACGAAGUAAUCGCAGUCGAGAAGAAGUUGCUCUCUUUGUCCUUCACGCGUUACGGGAAUAUUUACUUCGCACGAAACGCAUUUGCGGGCUGUGAAAAAGCCGAGUUAGCAGGCACCGUCUCUCGCUCACAGAGAGAAGAAGUCGGAGCCCGUUUCGUGGUUGGACCGGUUGUCGACAGAGACUUCUGGAAUAAGGAACGGGCAUCCAUGAACACUGAUCGCGGCCCUUGGACAUGUUCACAAGAUUAUCUGAAGGCAAUUGCCAAACGGGAAAUCUCUUGGAUCAGCCGCUACGCCAAACCAAAGCCGACGACCAAUCUCUAUGCCGCAUACGAAGCACAGAGCUUUACCGACACCCACAUAUCACUCUACCGAAAGUUCCUGGACUCUGUACCUUACCUCCUACCGAACAAGCAAGAGCUUAUCAGACCUACCAUAUGGCACUGGGACCUACAAGCUCCAAAUCUAUUCGUUCAAGGGGACAAGAUUACAGGCCUAAUUGAUUGGCAGGGGGCUUGGGCUGGCCCUCUCUUCCUGCAAGCACGGCAUCCGCGGCUUGUAGACCACAAUGGGAAGGUCAUGCUGAAGCUGCCCGACAACUACGAAGUGCUUGAAGACCCCAACGAGAAGGCUCGUAUUCGUGAUCAGGUUGAGAGGUCUAUCGUUCUGCACAUGUAUGAAGCGGGUACCGCCAAAGUCAACCCAGUCCUCCAUGAGGUUCUCUAUCUGAAACAUGGUCGUACAAGGAGAGAAACGGUCGACUUCGCCGCUGAUACGUGGGACGGAAGCAUCAUACGUUUUAGAGAGUGUCUUAUCCGAAUAGCCCGUCACUGGAAUGAUUUUAACAGCGAGAUGCCCUGUCCAAUAAGCUUCUCGGACGAAGAACUGAAAGCACAUUAUGAAAACGCGGACGGAUGGAACGAGAAGGCGGAUUUCUGGGCGUCGCUGGAUGGAUUUGUGCAUCGUGACGGGUGGACCUCGAACGAUAACUACGAGCAAGCGCUUGAGAUAUUUGCAGAACUCAGGGAGCAGGGCCUCAAGCAUCUGGAUGGCGAGGAGUUGGCGGUGUUCGAGGAGCAGACAAGAUGGGCUAUGAGACAGAAUACAAAAUAA
Messenger RNA from Coniosporium apollinis CBS 100218, 1707 nucleotides. RefSeq lists its product as uncharacterized. The transcript is spliced from 2 exons. Lineage: Eukaryota; Fungi; Ascomycota; Dothideomycetes. The record is from RefSeq and is a predicted model, not a curated record. Gene Ontology annotation, cellular component: mitochondrion. Bases 1 to 1707 code for a protein of 568 amino acids.